Molecule: messenger RNA, 638 nt
Organism: Dentiscutata erythropus
Lineage: Eukaryota; Fungi; Glomeromycota; Glomeromycetes; Diversisporales; Gigasporaceae
Source: the annotation of a GenBank genome assembly
GAUUUGCUCUUUCUGUGAUUAACUAUAAUUUUAAUCCUAAAUUUGUUGGUAGUAGUCUAGCUUCGACAGGUGAUACCACAGUAUUGAAAGACUUACCCACAAGAAAUAAUGACGUGGGAAAAGAUUUUUGUAAUAAUAUCAAGGGUGUAAGAGGUAAAAGAGGUGGUAGAGGUAGUAGAGGCGGAAGAGGUGGCAGAGGUAGUAGAGGCAGCAGAGGUAGUAGAGGUUGUAGAGGUGGUAAAGUCAGUAGUGGGAACAGGACACAGGUUGUCGUAGAUACAAGAAUAAUUGAAGGGGAAGAAUUGGAAAGAGCGUGCAAAGAAUUAGAAGAGGAGAUGGAGAAGGAAUUAAAUGAAGAAACUGCAAAUAGUAAAUGUAGUGAAGGAGAUGAUAAUUAUGAAUCUGAAGAAGAUAUCCCGAUUAGGAAACUAAGGAAACGAAGAAGAUUAAACGGAACCUCUUCAUACGAUUCCAAAGAAGACAUUCCACUUCGACUUCUAAAGGAACGGGGAAAAUCAAAAACACCACCUCAUAUACUGCUACAACAUCUGCUGAUGACAUCUUUGAACUUGCGUCUCACGAAAGCUGAUGAGAUCAGAACUGAAAUAAAUGAUUCUGAUUCUACAAAAGAAAUUUGA